UUAUAUAAAUAUUUAGUUACGUUACGUUAUUAAAUCAUUACGUUAUUUCACGGAAAAUGCAACCCUGACUUUUUAACUGCAGGUGAGCAUUUAUCAGAUGUUCAAUCAGCUGUGCGUUACUAUACGUAGCAAGUGAAAAGCAACAAAGCAUUUUUCAGCUUUUAUAAACAAUUUUGGAUAAAUUCAAAAUUUCUGGGAUUUUUAUUUAAAAAACUCGUAAUAACAAGAAAUAAAGUGAAAGUUUUAUUGUGCCGAAAAGAUUUUUUGUUGGUUUUCUUUAUCAAAAUGACCUCACGCAAACGUAGUGGUAGCGGCUCUUCCAAGCGACCAAAAGAAAAAGUUGUUUAUAUUUAUGAAUUAUUUUUUCGUGGUGAAGAUCCCACAAUUGAUAGUCCGGAAUUUUGGAACGAAUUUUUCUUAUUGCAACCAAAUGUAGAAUCGCUUGAAGCAGAAGUAUCAAAACUUACAAACGAGGUGUUUCCGGUAGUCAGAGAUAAUCUGAAUUUAUUGUUCCAAAAAUGCAUUGAAAUGUUAGAAACCGAUCAUCCCAAACGCCUGUGCAACAGUUUGCAAACACUUUGCUCACUCUUCUACGCAAUAUUCAAAAAGUCAACAGCAGACACAGCAUUUGAUAUACUUAAUGAGAUUUUUGGUUACGAAAAAAUGGACAAGUGGAUGAAGGAGCUAAUGAAUCAUUGUGAAGAAGGUGGUGAAAAUAUAGAUCGAAAUUGUAAAACUGGAGUUUAA
Messenger RNA from Teleopsis dalmanni, 747 nucleotides. Its product is annotated as armadillo-like helical domain-containing protein 3. The transcript is spliced from 3 exons. NCBI's taxonomy places the organism in Eukaryota, Metazoa, Arthropoda, Insecta, Diptera, Diopsidae. Gene Ontology annotation, biological process: regulation of Golgi organization. Bases 286 to 747 code for a protein of 153 amino acids. The record is from RefSeq and is a predicted model, not a curated record. Gene Ontology annotation, cellular component: cytosol.